AUGUCAUCCCAAGAAACAUUCCAGCAAUUUUACAUCUCAUGUAUCGCGAAUUAUGUUAACCUGUAUCCGAAGGUAGAGCUCAUUUGGCAACUGAGAAUAGCGGAAGAAGCGGGGGACUUCAACAGGCGGCAAGGUGCUUUACGCGCUGCUUGCUUAUGGUGGCCUAAUAAUCGCAUUUCUGAUCUUGCUAUCGUGAAGAUGACCCUGAAGAUAGUAUGCUUCUGCGUUUUUCGUCCUAGUUCCAUUGAGAGACUCAUCAUAUCACGCCUUACAUAUGUCUAUCUGGGACAGCUCGCGUUACCAAAAGCAACUAUUCUAGGGCUGAAAAUAAUGAUGACUUCAAGGGCGUAUGCAAUGUACGGAGGGUCUAAGAAAGUACUAAUCUUCCUAGUGGUGGCUUUCUUGAGCUACCAAGGUUUUAAUAUACCCGCUACUAUCUUCCUCCUGAUCAAAAUAAAUGUGGUUGUUAUUACCGCUAUACCAUAUCAUUGUGGAUAUGAGGUCUCGGAAUCCGCGGCUUUUCUAGAGCUAGCCAGCAACCUUCUGGCGUGCGCCUACGAAGUUGCUCUACUUGUCAUGGUUUUAUGCCACACUGUUCUCGGGUUCAGAGCCAGUUAUGGCAACAAAAUGUGGAAAUUUGAUACAUUUAUGUCAAUAAUGGCCCGAGACCAUGUUUUCUAUUUUGCCAUUUCAAUCAUUGCCGUAUUUGCCGUAUUCUCUUCCUGGAAUAGCCCAAUCAUGCUGCUCAGCAUUCGGCGAUUCAAUGCUGACAAAAAUCGUGGAGAGACAGCCGACGAGGCGGAAAUGGAAACCGUUGAAUUCGCUACAGUGGGCCAACAGUCGGGAUCAAGCGGAACACCGUAG
Molecule: messenger RNA, 864 nt
Organism: Coniophora puteana RWD-64-598 SS2
Lineage: Eukaryota; Fungi; Basidiomycota; Agaricomycetes; Boletales; Coniophoraceae
Exons: 12
Coding region: 1-864 (287 amino acids)
Source: RefSeq, a predicted model, not a curated record